GAUAAGUCAAAAUCCCCUAUGUAUAUCAUAUUACUAUAUUUUAAAUAAUUAUCAUAAUCAAAUAAGUAUAUUACUAUUAACUGACAUUUAGCAUAUAAAAUUACGCAAUAUAGCUCUCAUGACUCCCACUCCUUCCAAAAAUAAACCUACAUAUAGUAUUACUCCCGUGUUUUAGUUUUAGAUUUUAGUUUUGAGAAAUAUAAGUAUUAAAAAGAAUAAUAUAUUGAAAAAAGAUGUCAGCGUCGGAGGGGAGGUCGGCGGAUAUGAGAUCGCCGAUGACGGCGGACAUGAGAUCGCCGGUGCCGCUGCUCUACCGGCGGCAUUCGAGCGGCGAGAUCAGAAAUCUGGCGUCGAUUUCCAGCAGUUUGCUGCCUGCUUUUGGUACAAUUGUAGGAGAAGGAACUCCGACUUUGAAAGGAUUUGUGAUCGCACCUUACGAUAGAAGAUACAGGUGGUGGCAAACCUUUCUGGUGGUGCUGGUGGUUUACUCAGCAUGGGCCUCUCCAUUUGAGCUAGCUUUCAGGAAGAUGUCAACCAGUGCCCUCUUGCCCAUUGAUCUCGUCGUCGAUCUCUGCUUCGGCAUCGACAUCGUCCUCACCUUCUUCGUCGCUUACUUGGACAAAUCCACCUAUUUGCUCAUUGAUGAUCAUAAGAAGAUAGCCACCAGGUACAUUUCGCAUAUGUGGUUCCCCAUGGACGUCGCCUCGACUCUGCCGUUCCAAGUCAUCUACCGGCUCUUAACCGGGAGGAUGCACUACGGCGACGUCUUCGGCUUCCUCAACUUGCUCAGGUUGUGGCGACUCCGGCGUGUUAGUGAACUGUUUUCUAGGUUAGAGAAGGACACCCGCUUCAGCUACUUCUGGACUCGAUACAUCAAACUGAUAUGCGUGACGUUGUUCGCAGUGCACACCGCGGGCUGCUUCUACUACUGGCUGGCGGUGCACUACCACGUGUCGAGCGACACGUGGAUCGGAUCCCAGGUUCCCCAUUUCGAGCAGAGGAGCGUCUGGCUCGGAUACACCUACUCCAUGUACUGGUCCAUCGUCACCCUCACCACGACGGGGUACGGGGACCUGCACGCGGAGAACACGGGGGAGAAGAUCUUCUCCAUCUUCUACAUGCUCUUCAACAUUGGCCUCACUGCCUACUUGAUUGGAAACAUGACCAAUCUCAUUGUCCACAGCUCCAUGCGAACAUUCGCCAUGAGAGACGCGAUACAUGAGAUACUACGCUAUGCAAGCAAGAACAGGCUGCCGGAAGGGUUGAAAGAGCAAAUGCUGGCACACGUCACGCUGAAAUUCAAGACAGCAGAGCUUCAGCAAGAGGAAGUGCUUGAAGACUUACCUAAGGCUAUAAGAACAGGGAUCGCGCAGCAUCUCUUUCGUGAAACUGUCGAGAACAGCUACCUCUUCAAAGGAGUCCCUGAAGAUUUCAUUGUCCAGAUGGUUCCUGAGAUGAGAGCAGAAUACUAUCCUCCCAAAGUAGACAUAGUCAUACAAAACGAGAUAUCGACAGAUUUCUACAUCAUAGUAUCCGGAGCCGUGGACAUAAUAACAAACAAGAAUGGGAUGGAGCAGUUUCUUACAAGUAUAGGGUCUCCAGAAAUGUUUGGUGAAAUCGGGGUGAUUCUCAAUAUUCCCCAGCCUUUUACAGUAAGAACAAAGAGGCUUUCUCAGGUCAUCAGAAUCAGUCACAAUCAUUUCAAGCAAUUGGUGCAUCCAAAUAGAGCAGAUGGAAGGAUAAUUGCCUCAAACUUUAUUCAGCAUUUGAAGGGCAUAAAGAAGGUGGAGCUAGAGGAGAUGCCAUUUAUAAUGGAUCUGCUGGAUGAAUCAAAUGUUGAGGCAAUCAUACCAACUGAGGAGUCUGAAAAUCAUGACGGGCCAACCCAAGAAGCAAACAGUGGCCCCACGGUUCACAAAUCGAACAUACUCCCAACAAGGGUGGUCCUCCAUGGCCAUCAUCCAGAUAUCAAACCUAAAGAAGAAGACGGGGGGAGGCUUGCUCAUCUUCCCGAUUCAAUAGAAGACCUUCUGCAAUUAGCAGAAAAGAAGCUCGGGAAAAGAGGAACCACUGUUCUCAUGGCUGAUGGCUCUCAAGUGGAGGACAUAAGAGCUUUAAGGGACAAUGAUCACUUAUACAUCUUUUGAAGAAUACACAUAAAGUGCAGGUCAAAUAAUUUGAUAAUCAGAGAGUUUGAAUGCACAAAAUUGUAUCAUAUUGCGAUUGUCGAUGCUAUGUCUUGUUGUAUGUAUUAUAAGCAUACAAGAAUGUGAUUUUGAUCUUUCAAUUCA
This is a messenger RNA of Salvia miltiorrhiza (redroot sage), 2291 nucleotides long. Its product is annotated as potassium channel KAT3. The transcript has 13 exons. The coding region runs from base 234 to 2147 and encodes 637 amino acids. NCBI's taxonomy places the organism in Eukaryota, Viridiplantae, Streptophyta, Magnoliopsida, Lamiales, Lamiaceae. The record is from RefSeq and is a predicted model, not a curated record. Gene Ontology annotation, molecular function: voltage-gated potassium channel activity. Gene Ontology annotation, biological process: potassium ion transport; transmembrane transport. Gene Ontology annotation, cellular component: membrane.